This is a messenger RNA of Microbotryum saponariae, 219 nucleotides long. Lineage: Eukaryota; Fungi; Basidiomycota; Microbotryomycetes; Microbotryales; Microbotryaceae. The record is from the annotation of a GenBank genome assembly.
AUGAUUGACACAGGCCCCUUUGCACAAGUGCAGUGGAGCAAAACCCCUUCCCACAACAGAAGACAAAUCGGUGGAAACACUACCACUGUACCCACUCGCCGUCGUCGAGACUCGUCAAUCACGAUUGCGGGGGAUGAAGACGCGCCGGCCGGGAGCACGAGCAGCCAUCGUCUCUCCCGCACAGGGGCUCUUCAGCCCGCUCCGCAACCCAUGACUUGA